Molecule: messenger RNA, 4120 nt
Organism: Anopheles coluzzii
Lineage: Eukaryota; Metazoa; Arthropoda; Insecta; Diptera; Culicidae
Gene: Clamp
Product: zinc finger protein 252
Exons: 10
Coding region: 512-2350 (612 amino acids)
Biological process (GO): regulation of transcription by RNA polymerase II; central nervous system development
Cellular component (GO): nucleus
Molecular function (GO): RNA polymerase II cis-regulatory region sequence-specific DNA binding; DNA-binding transcription factor activity, RNA polymerase II-specific
Source: RefSeq, a predicted model, not a curated record
GCAAAACGAGCAAGCCAAACGCGUUUUCCCUCUCAUGUGUGCUGGUCGUGUAGUGCGCGUCCUGCUUGCUUCUUUGCACACCGUUCGGAACAGUUGCGAACCACUGCGCCGCCAUAUUAAAGUGAGACAAAAGAACCGUGUGCCACACCGCUUGUCUGUUGUGUGUGCGGUGUUGUGCUGUGUGUUUUGGGAUUUUCUACGUGAAACGGACACAAUUUCCGGACCCGCCGGAGGACGACGCCGCGCGUACAUUUCUGUGUGUGUGAUUUGUCUUGGCGGCGACGGACACACGGACGCCCAACUUUCGGCCAAGCCACGGGGGCAGAGUAACAGAAAAAAAGACACUUUAAUCGUGUGCCGUGAAAUUAUGCUCACGGGCCCCUCACCAUCAUCGUUAUCCCUAGCAGCAGUAUUUGAAAACAGCCGCCUGUGAGGAAAACAAUUCGUCGACAGCGCAGCAAGCAAGCAGGGCGAGGAGCAGUCGUGGGUCGUCGUGGGCCACGCGCAAGCAAUGUUCACCGCCAACAACAUCCAAACGGCAACGGGCACCCCAAUCGGCAUCCAGUAUCAGACCGCGACCGCCACCGACAUCAACAAGGGCACCAAGCUGGAGGGCCAAAAGACGAACCAGCAGGCGCCGGAGUUUUCGACGUUCUACGCUAAUGUGAAUAUGAUACAAAAGCUAACGCCAACGUCCCAGGCGUUGAGCACCGUGAAUCUGGCGCAGCUGUCCGAUGACUCCAAAACGGUACAGUACCUGCAGCCGUUCGGGUACGCCAACUGUGCCCUGGUCAACCAGAUGCCGAUCCCAAACGGCGUCACCGGGAUCACGGUCGAUGGCAGACAGCUGGUCGUGAACAAACCCAUCACGAACACCAUAUCCAACAUCAGCUUCAAGUGCGAUGUGUGCGGUUUGAUGUUCAACCAUCUCACCCUGCUGAACCAUCACAAGCGCACCCACAACCAGGAUGGGGAAACGACAUCGGAUGCCAUUACGGUAGUAACGCAAGCGCAGAAUUUAGUCCAGGCACAAAAUCUCAUCUCAGAAACGGGUCAAAACCUUGGUCAGAUUCAGAUUGUCGCCACGGAAGCGCUCGACCCGGCACCGCAGCAGCAGCAGCUGCAGCACGCCCAGGAGCAGCAACAGCAACAGCAACAGCAGCAGCAGCAACAACAGCAAGCCCAAGCGCAGGCUCAAGCUCAAGCGCAACAGCAAGCGCAGCAGCAAGCGCAACAUCAAGCGCAACAGCAAGCGCAGCAGCAACAGCAACAGCAACAGGUGACAACACACACCACCAAGGCGGACAAAUCGCAGAAGUGCAUCUCGUGCAACGGGCCCAUCCACAGCAACCCGAAGCGAAAGGGCCCGAAGCUGAUCCGGUGCGAAACCUGCAUCAGCAACGAUGGCGCACAGCCUGUCUCGAGAAGUACGACCCAAAUCUUCGUCGCGCCCGACGGUGACAUCAAGUUCGAGAUCGGUGAAAUCCCGAACGCCUCCAACAGCAACUCGUCGAUGGACUCGCUGAUGCCGGGACAGAUGCAUCCGAUCAAGGCGGAGCACGCGCUCGUACCGCAGCAGAAUGCGCAUCCGGUUAAAAAACGUAAUUUAGCAACUGUCACAAAAUGUAACAAAUGUAACGGUUCUGGUGUAAUUAUAGUUGGAGGCCAGAAGAAGCUGAUCCAAUCGUCCAUGCAUCAACAGCCGGAAAAACCAUUCACCUGCAACACGUGCGGAGGGCGGUUCUCGCGCUACUCCAGCCUCUGGUCGCACAAGAAGCUGCACACGGGCGAAAAGAACUACAAGUGUAACGUGUGCGGCAUAGCGUUUGCCAAGGCCGUCUACUUGAAGAACCAUAUGCGCAUCCAUACCGGCGAAAAACCGUACAAGUGCGGCACCUGUGGCAUGCAAUUCUCCCAGUCGCCCCAUCUGAAGAACCACGAGCGAACUCACAGCGGCGAAAAACCAUACGUUUGUGAGGUCUGUGACAAAGGAUUCGCCCGUCACGCAACGCUCUGGAACCAUCGGCGCAUCCACACCGGCGAAAAACCGUACAAAUGUAACCGCUGCCAGUCCGCGUUCAGUCAGGCUGCGCAUCUCAAGAAUCACGAAAAGGUGCACUCCGGUUUGAAACCAUUUAAGUGUGACAUCUGUUCAGCGGCGUUUGCCGAUCGGUUCGCGCUGAAGAGGCAUCGUGGCAUUCACGAGAAAUAUGGUCAAACUACGCCGCUCCAUCAGAACCAGCAGCAGCAGCAGCAAACGGCACAGGUCGUCACGCAGCAGGUGGUGCACAAGGAGGAAAUUAUCGAAAUGGAGGAGAAACCGCGCGAGGUGAUCAUAACCGGAAUGUAGAGUGUGUGCAAACACGGGGCAACCGAAAUUGCUCGCGCCUUUAAGCGCGUGUGCCGUGAGCGUAAGUUUAAGUUAGUCGCGUAAACAGUGUGAGAGAACGAGAGAGCGAGAGAGUGCAUUUUUUUUAGCAGUUUGACCCGAUGCAGGAGGUUUAAUAGUGAGGUAGAAAAGUUAGUAAUACACACUGAACGGGUGCAGUUGCUCUGGUGUGUUUGUAAAAAUGCAUUACUUAUCGAUAAGAAAGAAGGGGGGGAAGAAGCUCUAUAUAUAUAUUUAGGUGUAGUUGAAUUAGGACAGUUGAUUGCUCUAUGGCGCUGCACUUUGUUAAUUUUGUAUUCGAGUUUCCUUUUCGUUUCUUCACCCUGAUGAUAUCCCCCAACAAAACCGUGCACCGUGGAUGAAAUUUAUUACAUUUUUUCCCUUUUACUAGUCCAGUAAGGGAUGGUUAAACAUUUUGAUUAUGUAAAUUGGCAACUUUUUGUUAAAAUUUACACACACACAAGCAGCUUUGUCUAAUAAUUGUACCCAACUUUCUAAUUUUUUCGAUUGCAAUAUGAAAGAUCACAUUGAUGCUGAUUCAAAUCGUUGGGUUUUUUUUAUAUGUACCAUCUACAUAUACAAUGCCGAAUAAUAGUCGAAGCAUGAAGCGGGCAUGCACAAGUUUAACGAAAAUGAUAGGGCGAACCUUUGUAACUACGGGACGACACGAAGUGCAGAGGAAAGCGAAACACCGAUAGAUGGUUAGAGCGUAUUAACUUAACGACAAACUAAGUAUAGGUGCAUUUCAUUUGCAUUAGCCGUUUAUUAUUAUGAUUGUAGUAAUUAGUUAUAUGUUUAAUUCGUACUCUGCUAUCUAAGCGACAUACACCACCUUUAAAAACGCUCGAAUUGAACGCAAUUCAAUUAGCAGCAAACACUUGAACGCUACCGUACACUCUCCUUGGGAAGCCAAUGGGUAAAUGCGCAGGUGUCACACAGGUCGAGGCCAACCUUCUGACAACGGUUGUGCCAAAAACCAUUUACAAAGGGAGCAGAUUGGUCCGUUUUAUUGCAACGUUGUGUGUGGCCAUUAUCAUAAGCCUACCGUAUAAGCGUGGAGUGGGUUCUUUCAAUGCUCCUUACACAGGAAACAAGGGAGAAUCAUACAACAACACACUCCCCGUUGACCGAAUAUCGGCACUCCCAUGUCCUUUCCCCCCCCCUCCCUAAUGCCAGUGUAAAAUUCUCCCGACUGCGAUGCUCUUUUAGUGUAUUGAGUAAAAAAAACGAUUUUUGGGAAAGGAAAGUAUAACCCAGUAAAGGCUUCCUAAAGCUAACUCCGCGGAAAACGAACGGGAACUGAAAAAAAAGAGAUGUUUCUUUACCGUUUGAUCGUCUUUGGUCGUUAGCCAUUAGAUUGCACUGCUCUCGAUGGAGCAGCAUCGAUUAAAAGAAGCAUCUACCUGUAAAUAGACACUUUUAAAUGUUACAAUUCAAAUCGUCAUAUGCAUGCGGCCUUUACCGGGCGGCGCACCAUUACAUUCUAAUUAUCACCGUUGUAAAAAAAAAGAACAGUAUAAAGUACAGCUCACACAUGAUCCACAGCAAAUACGCCGGUUACAUCAAGCCGGAGGGAGAAGAAAGGUAGAAUUUAAUUUCAACAUUGAUUAAUGAAGAAAAAGGAAAACACACACUGAGAAGUUCUGAAUAUAUGCGCGAUUACGGAAAAUAAAUAAUUUAAAGAACAUUGAAAGUAGUUAAUAAACUGUAAAGGUAAUUUUUAUCGUUUAA